Molecule: messenger RNA, 1695 nt
Organism: Anopheles marshallii
Lineage: Eukaryota; Metazoa; Arthropoda; Insecta; Diptera; Culicidae
Product: trichohyalin
Exons: 2
Coding region: 1-1695 (564 amino acids)
Source: RefSeq, a predicted model, not a curated record
AUGAUAAAGGAACUGUACCAGCAGACCGAACCGAAGUCGCACCGUCCGAGCUACGCCAACAAGGCGGUCAUACUGAGCAGCGCCAAGUGGGAUCAAAUGUGGAAGAAGGUUACCAGUCCGGCCGAGAAGGAGACGGAGGUGCUGUGUCAGCAGGAGCGCGAGUUCCGCGAGUACCUCAAGAAUGGGUCCAAGAGGAUGACCAGCACGUGGGAAAACACGGUGCAGAACAUACGCGACAAGAAGGAGGCGGAACGGUUGCGCCGCGAUAAGGCCAAGGUGGAGGAAGAUCAGCGCCACUAUCGUGAGUUGAAGGCAGCGGACGAGAUAAAGCGGAAGGAGCUGAUCCAGAAGGCGGAAGAUCUCAUCCAGAAGGACAAGGUAGGACCGCGCGUGCUGGAGAGUGCGUCCAAGUUCUGCGAGGUGCUGAAGGGGCGCGAGUUGCAGCGUCAGUUCCGGUUGGAGCAGGAACAGAUCCAGCAGAUACGCAAACAGUCGGUCGAUACGCAAACGCUGUCCCAGGCAAACCAUUGGCUGAAGUCGCACGGCGAUCGGUUGCUGGAGGAUCGGCAGCGUUUCGAUAACUACAAGCGCGAGCUGAAGGAAACGAUGAUCCGCAACCAGCAGCAGCAGCGCCAGCGCAAGCAGGACCUCAUCACCGAGGAGCAGCAAAGCCUGGAGGUGAUCGAGAAUGAGAUGCGCCGUCAGCAGGAACGCGAACGGAAAGCGCUGGAGGAGAGCAAAGAGAUGCGGCGCAUGAACGCGCUGGAGGCGAUCCGCAUGGCGGAGGACAGACGGGCGCGGUUGAGGCGUGAGUCCGAAAUAGAGGACGCGCUGCUGCAGAUCUACUGCGAUGGGCAGCAGAACAUAGCGAGCUUCAAGCAGGGCAUACACGUGAACAAGCACCGCUUCCGGGACAACACGCACCAGCUCACGGAAGCGAUCGAGCGGCAACGGGCGGCGCUGGCCCGGGAGGAACGCAAUCAGGCACAUGCCGCCGAGGAGAAGGAUCGCAUCGCGACGAUCAAGGAGCGCGAACAGACGGAGCAGCAGAAGCAGCUGAAGGCAGCCCGCAUGCAGGCCCACCUGGACGAGAUCGAGUGGCAGCGGCAACGCGAAGCCGAGGAGGCCGUGCUGACCCGGCGCGAGUACGAGGAGCGGCUGCGCAACAUCGACGUUACGUUCGGGUUCGACCGGCACAAGGUGACGGACAAGACGGUCAAGACGUACGCCCAGCGCAAGCUGCUGCUCGGCCAGAUGGUGGAGAAGGAGGUGCGCGAACGGCGCGAAGCGGACACCACGGCCGAGCUGCGGUACGCGCGGGACCACGCCGACAAGGAGAACCGCCACUUCCUGCAGUACGCGCAGGAUCUCAUCAGCGAUGCUAAGGUGAAGGGACGUCCCAUACUGCCACUGCUCAAGACGGUACAGAGCUACAAGCGGGAGCACUUCCACGACUUCAAGGACGCCGAUGUGGUGCCGCAGCACCUGCUGUCGCGCGUCCCCAUCAACAACAAGCUGAUGGAGCAGGGUGUGCUGGAUGCGAUGCCGGCCCGCCAGAAAGCACUGGUGCUGCCGAAAAGGAUGCCACCGAAGGCGCUCGAAGCGCUCGUGAAGGAUGACCAGCAGUGUGAGAAAAGUGGCACGCCGACGAACGAUUGCAAACCGCGCACCGCAGACACGAAGGUGGUUCCGUGA